Vigna radiata var. radiata (mung bean) is the source of this 5153-nucleotide messenger RNA. RefSeq lists its product as uncharacterized. The coding region runs from base 533 to 4798 and encodes 1421 amino acids. The transcript has 12 exons. Lineage: Eukaryota; Viridiplantae; Streptophyta; Magnoliopsida; Fabales; Fabaceae. The record is from RefSeq and is a predicted model, not a curated record.
UGUGGGUUUUUUGCAUUUACUUUUGUAAAAAAUUUCAGAGUGAAAGCAAAAUUUCUGGGAAGAAGAGAAAACCUAUCUAAGUCCGCACAAAAUUAAAGGGAAGAAACUGAGAGAGAGAGUUUUGUUAAAUGUAAUUUUUGAGAAAAAUCUUUUUUGAGAGAUUUAUUUUUUAGCGGCUUCAGAUCAUAGACCUAGAGAAAUUACGUGUUGAUGAUGUGCUAAUUUAUUAUUAUUCAUAAAUGCGAGUGGAUUGCGUCAAAUCCUCUGUAAUUUCAUUUUGCGUGUAGUUUUGAAUUCGCAUUGAGUCAGUGGUCCUUGAGGAUACUCUGAUUUUUCUGUUAAUUUGAACAGAGAAUUUUAGCGACUGGAAACGACGUCGCAUAAGGCACUUUGCGCUUGAUUGCAAUAUGCCAUGGCUGAACCUUAGGGAAGCCUGUACAAUGCGACCAAAGUGGCUUGGAAUAUAAAGUACGGAGAGGAGUUUUCGCAUGGAAGAACUGCAGUAUUGAGUAAUCAUGAUGUUCAAGAGAUUAUGGUAUCCCUCAAAUCUGGAAACAAAUUGGACAAAUAUUCUAUGAUUCAGAAAGCUGAUAUGAAACUCGAAUCAGGGACUUGUAAUGUUUGCUCAGCUCCUUGUUCAUCUUGCAUGCAUCUUAACCGAGCUCUAAUGGGGUCAAAGGCCAAAGAAUUCUCUGAUGAAAACUCUCGCUUAGGGGAGGGUAAUCAGUAUUGUGAGGAUGAUGGGUCUUCUCCUGGUAGCAGAGCUUGCGAAAGAUUGAAGCAUGCUGGCGAUGACACCAAUCACAAGCCUAGUAUUUCUUCAACUCGUGAUUCUCGGUCUGAAAAUGCUGAGAAUGGACAAGCCUUAUCUGAGAACCAUCAGGAUUCUAAGUGUUUUGAAAGUCUUGAUGAUAUCACUUCUAGUAUUAGUAGGACCAGUAAUGCUAAUUUAGCGAGUGAUAGGCAACAAAUAAAUACAGACAGAGUAAAUGUAUCUAGUAGUUCAACUUUAGUCAGUCACUUAGAGGCAAAAGGAUUUGGACACGGGCCAUCUGUUGACAUGUCUGGUUUGUCAGAAUGCUGUAUGGAAAAUGUAGAUUCGUCAUUUACCAAAGGGGGAGUACCUAUUAUUGCUGCUGAUGCAAAACCUGUGGCAGAUAAGGAAAACCUAAAUAAUAUUACAGCCAAAGUAUCAGUGGAAAUAUGUCCGAAGUCAGAAGCACAUAUGGGAAAUAAUGUUGAUGUUGCUAAAGACGAAGAUCGUAAAUAUUCAGCCCAUGAUGGACUGCAUGAGAAGGUAGAUGAGCUGAUUAAAUCAUCUGGCAGGUCUGAACCUCAAUCAGAAGAUGAGGGUGAUGAAUCAGAUGUUGUUGAGCAUGAUGUAAAAGUAUGUGACAUCUGUGGAGAUGCUGGUCGUGAAGAUCUACUUGCCAUAUGUUGUAGGUGUAGUGAUGGUGCAGAGCACACCUACUGCAUGAGGGAAAUGCUUGUCAAGCUCCCGGAAGGUGAUUGGUUGUGUGAAGAAUGCAAGUGUGCAGAGGAUACAACAAAUCGAAGGCUCGUUGUUGAAGGAAAAAAAAAGCUUCAUAAAGUUAUUUCAGCUUCACAAAUUUCUGGCAAAAGACCUUCUCAAAGCAUGGAAAUAGCUACAGCAGCUAAAAGGCAAGCUCUUGAAUCGAGCACAGGAUCACCGAAGGCAUCAAGUCCAAAGAGAAUAGUCUCACUCACACGAGAAUCUUCUCUCAAGAGCAUGGAUAAAGGAAAGAUGAAGUCUGGGCAACAGAUCCCCAAGCGUAACCACCUUGGUGGCGAUAAUGUAGACCUUGCACGAUCUCUUUCGACUGGCUCUCGAAGUCAAAACCCAAGAAGUACGUUUUUGAAGUCCAAUUCAUUCAACAACUUCAAUUCCAAGCCUAGAAUCAAACUUGUCAAUGAAGUUGUUCCCCAAAAGCAGAAAGGGGGUGUCGAACAUAUUUCUAAGAAUAUUGCAACACCUGCGGGGAUGAUGAGCAAAUCAGUGUCAUUCAAAUCGUCACACUUGGGGCAGUCAAAUACUAAUGAUUCAAAAGUUAAAUCAAGUUUUUCUAAACCUGGAAUUGUUCAGGAUUUGAAACCAUUGAGACAUACAAAAGAAUCGGGUUCACUUGACAAGAAAUUUCAACCUAAGAUUGAUCGACCUGUCAUUUGUUCAACUACGGUUAGUUCUGUUGUUUCCACAUCAAAAGGUGAUCAUAUGCUUGCUCCUCAUGGUGAAACUGCUAAACCUCAUACAGUUAACAACAAUCGAGAGUUUAAGGUCAACCAAGAUGGAAAAGUACAUUCAUUAUCGAAGUCUAUGAAUAAUACAGGCAGUAGAAGCCCAGAACCCCAAGUUAGUUCAGAUAGAACAUCAACCAGUGUUGAUGAAACUCAACAGGAUAGGAUGCCUCGACCACAGGAGACUGUUAAUCAGGUUGACAGAACCAAAGAUAGUUCUAAUGAUCAUGUGAGGUCAGGUGUUACUAAUGCUUCAAAGAGUUCAUUCUGUCGUAAAUGUAAAGAUUUUGGCCAUGCUACAGAAUGUUGCUCGAGUAGUGGUAAGCAGGAAUUUGGUCAUGAAGCAUCAGUCAUUACAAGUAGUUCAAAAAAGGAUAUGCAUAAGGGAAAUAGAUUGAAAGCUGCAAUCCAGGCAGCUUUGCGUAGAAGGCCUGAAAUACACAAGAAGAAAGAAGGUCCUGAUGAAACUAACGAGUUUCCUACAUCAAGCACCGGUUUCAAACCUGAAGUCAAUUCUCAAAUCCAAGUGUUGGUUUCCAACACAAUGAAGAAUAAUAUAUCUUCUGAAGAAACCAAUGUGAAGCAGGAAAUUCUUGAGAGUCCUUUGUUUGAAACCUCUAAAUAUCCAUCUGCUAAUGAUCCGAAGCAACUUAAAUUUUGCCAAACUGAUCCUUGCUCUCAGCUGAGAAAGUCAGAUUUUGCUGCUCUCACUUCUGGAAAGCCUGUAGUGAGAGACUUGUCCAAUAAUGGCAUGGCGAUUUCAAGUGUUCUUUCGAAGAUGUCAGUGAUUCCCGAAUAUGAGUACAUCUGGCAGGGUGUCUUUGAAGUGCAUAGAAAUGGAAAGCCUGCAGACUUGUAUGCUGGAAUUCAGGCACAUUUAUCCGCAUGUGCUUCUCCCAAAGUUAUCGAGACAGUAAAGAAUUUUUUACCUGAAGUUUCCCUAAAUGAAGUUUCUCGAUUGAGCAUAUGGCCUUCACAAUUUCAUCAAAGUGGUGCUAAAGAAGAUAAUAUUGCUCUUUACUUCUUUGCCAAAGACAUUGAAAGUUACGAGAGACACUACAAGGGUCUAUUGGAUCACAUGGUUAGAAAUGAUUUGGCACUUAGGGGGACGUUUGAUGGUGUUGAACUUCUCAUAUUUGCAUCCAAUCAGCUUCCGGAAGAUUCACAACGUUGGAAUAUGUUAUUUUUUCUAUGGGGUAUAUUUAGAGGGAGGAGGAUCAAUCAUUCAGAUUCCACAAAAAGUGCAUGUAUUCCCAGUUUGAAUGUGAUGCCAAAUGAGAAGGAUUUUCCAUCUCUCAUCAUGACUUUGUCUGAAACUUGGUGUUCACCAAAACGCAUAGAUGAAGAGUCCAUUGGUCAAGGUCACAAUAAGCCAUGUAGGAAUUUUGAUAGUAAGGGAACUGUGUUUGGCCAGACACAUUUGGAAUUGCAAGUAAAGUUAGAGAGACAAGAUUCUAGAGUCAACACCAAAUCUACAUCAGGGAUUCAGAUCACCGGUACCCAAUUGUUUCAAGAAAUGAAUUCCUCUGGUUCGUCCCUGGGAGAUAGUGCACCAGAUCAUAGACGGUACAUACAGUCUAAACCUCCCGAAGCAAUGGGAAUUGGUGUAAGUAGAAGGAUUGUGGAAACAAAAACUAAUCCUGAUAUUUCUGGUAAGCAAGAGACCUCUUUGUCUUCGGAGAUUCCUUCUGUCGUUUGCCAAAUAGAUACUGCAAGUAAUAUCAUUAAGGAUAAAAUUUUAGAGAGAACAAAAUAUGAUGAGAAUCAGCAAAGGCCUAAAAGGAAGCAGUUGGAGAAUGAUCUAAAUAUUAAUGAGGAGGCAACGUUUCAGGGAGAGCUGGAUUUGGAAGGGGCCAACUUUCAGGUACCUACUGAUAAAAAAAUUAAGAAUAUUGAUCUUUCAGAUACAGUUGUGGAGGCUUCUACAGGUAGUUGUCGGAAACGGCCUUUGAAUGAGGUAAAUGGCAAAUUUGAAGACAGAGAAAGUAUCAAGAAGCUGCAAACAAGUUUGGGUGGAGCUUUUGGAUGUAACGAUUCUGCUGGAGCCAGGGUCUCUUUUAGUGGUAGUUUCCCAUCACUUGUGAACAAUCUUGGUUCCUGUUCUUCAGGGGGCAAAGAAGCUUGCGAUGAGAAAAUCAUCCACGAGGACCUAGGAACGAUGGAAAGAACCUUUUUUCCUGUGGAUACUCGUAAUAAACUUAACUUGGGGAUGGUGGUGAACAGAGAGUCACUGAAUGGGCCUCGUGAGUACGUGGAACAAUUUGAAGUUGGGAUUCCAAAUUUGGAGCUUGCUUUGGGAGGUGAAACGAAACCGUCACACAAGGGUAUGAUGCCUUUCUUUGUUGGUGCAGCUGACAAGAAAAUCAACCCAGAAAAGACUGCAGAUAUCGAGCGAGAUGAUGACAACGUUGCUGCAUCUCUUUCCUUGUCACUAUCCUUUCCAUCAUCAAGCAAAGAACACAUCAAACCAGUUGCACGAGAUGAGCCUUUGCCCGAUGCUAAAUCACCGUUUCUUCUUUUUGGUAGAUUCACGGACAAAUAAAUAAACAUGCUGCGUUGCUAUUUCUAACCAUGUACAUUUCUUGUUCUUGUUCCAGAUGCCUUUGAUAAAGCAGCCAUAUAGCCUAUCAUCAUGUAUGUAAUAGUCCAGUGAAUCCCUUAUACAGAGAAGAGACGUUCACCUGUUCAUGUACCCGGCGGCUAAAAUAAGUUUUCUUUUCUUUUCUCCCCUUUGUUAAAUACUUGCUUCUGUACUUUCUUUUUGGUUUCAGAACGCAUAGUUACGGCUGUUUGUGUUUGUAUAUAGAGAGAAUUUCAGCCGAUAUAAUUUCAGAAAUGUUACUAGGAACUUGCGGAUGACUAUUUUUAUGACAUGGUUUCCUUUGUUCCUGGCUUCA